This is a messenger RNA of Plasmodium cynomolgi strain B, 8949 nucleotides long. RefSeq names its product guanylyl cyclase. Bases 2860 to 6780 code for a protein of 1306 amino acids. Gene Ontology annotation, biological process: receptor guanylyl cyclase signaling pathway; intracellular signal transduction; cGMP biosynthetic process. NCBI's taxonomy places the organism in Eukaryota, Apicomplexa, Aconoidasida, Haemosporida, Plasmodiidae. The transcript has 15 exons. Gene Ontology annotation, molecular function: peptide receptor activity; guanylate cyclase activity. The record is from RefSeq and is a predicted model, not a curated record.
AUGAAGAGCACAAGCAGGAUGAAGACGGAGGCUUUGACGCUAAUGCAUUUAGACGGAAAAAGAAAAUACAUAGGUACAGGCAACAACAUUUACAGAAAAGUUGUUAUCAACCCAACCUCAGAAGACGACUUGCAAAAAUUUUGUAGAAAUUAUUUUAGAAUAUAUAAUUUCUCUCUGUACAACUUUAUCCGAAGACUGAUAUCGCUAGACGCGGUCAUCGUAUACUCGCUCUUCCUGACCGUCUAUGUAUUUUCUGAAAUUAGCCAAGGGAUAACGAAAAAGUAUAUUUUUAUAGAUACGGCCAUUUCUCUAUUUCUAAAUAUUGCCAUUUUGGUAGUCACGGAAACGCUUUACGAGCUGAAGCAGCUGAAGGAUAUAAAGGAUGCGAAUUCGCAGUGCUACCUGAGGAUAGUGCCGAAGAUGUCUCACUUUGAAAAGGUCACAACCAAGGAUAUAAAAGUGGGGGACAUUAUUCGAGUGUUCCAAGGAGACGAAUUUCCAGCAGAUGCCGUCAUCCUAUACGUUAAGAAUAAUUUAAAUGCUAUGGUCGAUUCAUUUAAAAUUGAUGGGUUGUUUAGAAAGAGCAUUAAAUACCCAGUGGAUAAAUACAAAAUCGACAGGGAUUACCUAAAAAUGCUGUCAGAAAUUAACGGGUUCAUUAGAUGCGAACUGCCUAACAAGAAUAUAUUCUGUUUUCAGGGGAAUUUCAAGUUGGACAAACACCCGAGGUCGUUAAUGCUAAGCUAUGAGAACUUUGCUCUGCAAUGAAUGAACAACGUAGUGUACUACUUAAUUUUUAUGUAUUUCUUUUUUGUCCUCCUGAGUAUUAUAAUAAAGCUGACAUUUUAUAGAACACAUGGGUCUCACCAAAGGACGAAGGAUACCUUCUUAACCGUUUUGGAGGACUUCAUUGGCCUAUACAUUUUGGUUCUGCCGAUUAUGAUUUACUCGGAGAAGAGCCUUAUAUAUAUAAUCCAGAGUCUGAAAAUAGAAAACGACUUGCGAAUGAAGGAAGGCCCGCACGGUGAGAAGCCCAAAGUUUUUAAUAAAAACAAGAAUGAUGCACUAGGGGCUGUGGAUCUGCUGGCAACAGCUCGAAAUGGAAUUCUUGUGAAGAAAAAGGAGCUGUUUGUGUCUUGCGCCGUGAACAACGUUGUGUAUGCCAAAUUCGACUUUGUCUAUUCGCGCGGGGAGUUUCGCUUGCCCACGUUGAACAUCCUGGACGGAGAAAGGUGCGCAUGGGGAAAAGGGAAAAAGAAAAAAAAGAUAAGCCAAAAGAUGAUAAAAAACAGAUAAAUGUGCCCUCCUUUUCUGGCGCGAUUCUUUAGAAGGAACGUGGCCGAGCUUUUAAACCUGGACGAAAGGAUUUUCAAAGAUCCCGAGAACGUGCUCUUCCCCUCCAGGGACUUGGGGCUCUUCCUGAGAAUAUUCCAGAACCGCAUCGCUUCGACUUACAACCCGUUUGCGGAUGACUUGUCGAUGGUGUUGAGGGAGAGAUAUAGGAGUUACUUGAAGGAGGAAAUUUUGAACAAGAACGUGAAGCUCACGACAUUCGUAAAGUCUAAACUAAACGGGGGCUACAACCAAUUUUACGAAAACUUGAAGAACAACUACAACUGCAAAGAGGUUAUAGAAGAUGCACAAAGAGGAGAGGACCAGGCGGACAAGAUAGAAGAGUUCGUUUUGGGAAUAUGUGGAUGCAAUCGGGUCAUUAUCUACAACGAGAAAUGUCUAGACAUGGGAAUGAAGGAAUAUAAAAGUGAAAGUUACAAUGACGUAUAUGUGAAGUAUGAAAAGGAAAAUAACCAUGAAAUUGAAAAUGAGAAAAAUGAUAAAAAUUCACAAAAAGACGAUGAAGAAAACUUUCAUACAAUCGAAUAUGAAGAUAUAUACCUGUACAGCAUUGUAAAGAAUAUUGGCUAUCAUGUGUACUGCUACAAGAACAGAUUAUUUUUUUAUAAUUUAAAAAACGAAUGCCAAGAAUACUAUUUGAUUUGUUUUCAUGAUUUCUUGAAGAGUAAUAAAUUCUCCAUGUGUAUUUUAAAACAUACAAAGGAGUUAGACAAAAAUAUUCUCUACGUCCGUGGCUAUGACUUCAAUAUUCUUCCCUACUUAUCGCUAGCCAAAAAUGACAUAAACAAAAUAAAAAAAAUUAUAAAAAUGUACACUAUGAAUUACUUGAAAGUUAUUCUCAUCUGCAAAAAGGUAAUUAAAAAUGAAGACAUUGGGAAAUAUCUUCUUUUGAAGAGCAUCCGGAAUAACAACAACAGCAGGUUGUCCUUCAGAUUGUACGAUUUAAUGAAAAUAUUUUUAUUAAACGAUUUAGAAGUAGUUGGGAUGAUUGGAUUGAAGAACGAAUUGAGAGAAGGGGUAGAGGAAACUUUUCUCGAUUUGGCCAAAUUUGAUAUUCGCUCGUGGAUAUUUACUAAUGAGUAUUCCAAGGACACUUACUUAACAGCACUAGAGUGUAAUUUGAUUCCUUCCAAUUCGAAUUUAUUUGUAAUUAACUUUUUUAAUCCACACGAGGAUGGAGGGGGGGAACGCAUGCAUGGUGUGGACAACACGGAGAACACGGAGAACACGGGCAGUGAGAACAGCGCGAACGGCGACAACGGCGACAAUGGCGACAACAAUGUGAACAGCGGCAACAACGUAGAGAAGAAGGAGGAACGUGCUGACAACAUGGACAGCAUGGCCAAUGCGCUCUUCAACAAUUUUACCCUCUCCCUGGAUAAGCUCAAGUCUACGUCUUACGCCAUCGUAAUAAACGACGCUAGCAUAAAAAAUAUAAUGAGAAAUGCGCACGCCAUGGUGAGUCCGUCUACACAUGACGCGCACACGCCCUGUGCAUCUCCUUAAAUGGAUAAUGAGACCAAGGGGAAAAUUAUAAAAAAAGUACUCUCCCUAACCACCCCCAGAUUGACCAUCCUAGGGGUGGGAUCGACCCUAAAUGACGCCUAUCUACUGAAGAAUACUACAAUCAGUGUGUGUCUAAGUUUGAACGAGCAGGUCAAUGUGCUGUAUAGCAUAUCGGAUUACGUGCUGCAGGAGUUUAGGUACAUUAUCGACCUGCUUAUCCUAGGACGGAUGAACAAAUUUUCCCUGAGCCGAUCCUUCCUUUGGAUAAUAUACCUGAAAAUCACGAUCGUCUCGCUUUACUUUUUCCACAACUUCGAUAACUUUUUCUCCGGGUCGUCCACCUCGUCCAUUUUGUACACCCAGACGACCUUCGCCAUUUUUCAUUAUUUGCUCAUUAUAGCAUUUUCGGCGUACGAAAUAGAUUUGCCAUACAAGUUUAUCAGGAGCGUCCCUUACAUCUAUCAGUUUGCCAGAAGGAAGUACUUCCUAAACAACACGAUAAUAAUUUUAACGAUCCUGGAAGCCAUGCUGAUUUCGCUGAUCUCAUACUACAUCAUGAGGAUGCACGUAUUCCCCCUGAUAACGCAUCGAGCAUUCACUUUCCACAUAUUUAUUCUAAAUUUUUUUAUAACAUCGGAGAAGAUUUUGUUGCUCUCCAGGACAUGGCACUUGUACUUCUUCAUCCUGGCAGUUCUUAUUAUAUGCCUCCUAUUUAUAUACGUAAAUGUGUACACGUUAAUUGACUGUUUGAAAACAGGGAAGUGUGAGUUGAGUCUGUUCCACACGGAGGACGCAUACUUUUGGCUGUCUCUUCUUCCGAUUUUGUAUAUAAACUUUUUUAUUGACAAGGCGGCGAAGUUUAUCAACAACAGAAUUUACCCUGACAUAACAGACUACUUCCGGGAGAAGAUACUGAAGAGAGACCAGAAAGGGUCCUCAAAGGAUCACAAAUCAGAGGGUAACAUAAGUAGUAAUCUAAAGGAAAAGGAGCAAGGUCUACUCAACCUGGAAGGGAAUGCAAAGUUGACAAAAUUUAUCCCGACUCCGAGGCAGUACAGCAUAAGAGACGACAACACGUACUACUACAACAGGACGAAGAAGAAGAAAUUCAUUUACGAGACUUUCAGAAGAAUUAUAGGAAUAAACAUAAAAUAUCGAAAUCAGCAGUUAAACUUGGAAUAUAAGACAUAUGAAAAGAGAACAAAGCUAAAAUUGAGGACGAUAGGAAUUGUGUUAUUUGUUAUUUUUUUUAUAAUAUUUUUUGUGCAAGCACUUGUUUCCAAGUAUAUGAAGAAAGUAAGAAUUUCGAUUAACGGUUUGACAUAUUUUUUAAUCUUGUAUUAUUUCCUUGCGACGGUGUGGAUGAUUUAUAUAAGGUUACGGAAUAGGUCCAACUCGACUCUCUUCUUUUUUAUUGGCAAAUUGGUACUCAUAUUUGGAUUCAUUUUUGAGCUGUAUGACAAUGUAAGCAACGACAUAAUCAAUAUGUUGAUAGCCUACUCCUUUACCAUUUCGUACAUCUUUUUUCUUUCCUUCAAAAUAUUAGAAGGGAUAAUAAUAUGUACUUUUGUGUUGAUAUUAACUUCCUGGGUGUACUACGAUAAGAAUAAAAUGAUGGGUUCUAUGUGUACCAAGUUUUGUGAAAAUCCGUAUCUGAGUUUACACCACUUGGAGGAGGUUAACAUCUCAUGUCUCUGCAAACAACAGGUAGUGACCUUCCUCAUUUGCACUCUAAGCUUCACAUUUAUCUGCCUUUCGAUGAAAUAUUACGAAAUUUAUUACCUUAAGAAGAAGUUUCUAUUUAGAUAUAAACAGAAGGUUAAUUUAACCAAGCAGAUUGAAAUACUACACACUAUGCUCCCCAGCUUUUUGGUCGAAUAUCUACUCAUAAGUGAUCCCAAGGCGGAUGGAAUAAUGGUUGGAAAAAAUAUUUCUGGAGAGGAUAGAGGAAUAAUAUCAGUAAUUUUUUGUGACAUUGAUGAUUUUCAAAGUAUGGUUUCUACACUUCAACCACAUGCUCUUGUAGAAACUCUGGACAAAUUAUACCUAUAUUUUGAUAAGUGCAUAAAAUAUUUUAAUUGCAUUAAAAUCGAGACUGUGUUUGAAUCGUAUUUGGCUGCCUCGGGACUGAGCGAGAAGCAGAAUGACUGCGUACAUAAAAUUAAGUAUGACACCAGGUGCGCCAUCAAGCUAGCCAUUGCGCAGCUCAGCGCCAAGUAUUACAUCUCGUAUAAGGUGCUGGCUGGGGGGAGGAACCACGUGGGGAGUGACAAUCUGGGGAGUGGCCAUCUGGGGAGUGGCCAUCUGGGGAGUGACCAACUGGGGAGUGGCCAUCUGGGGAGUGGCCAUCUGGGGCAUAGCAGCAGUUAUACGCUGCCAAUCCACAGUGGUGACGAGGCCCAGUACGAAAAGUACACCCACAAGAAUAUUAGCUUACGCAUCGGCAUACACACGGGAAAAGCCAUCAGUGGCGUCAUCGGGUCGGUCAAACCGCAGUACUCACUCUUCGGAGACACAGUGAACACGGCAUCGAGAAUGAAGUCCACUGCGCUUACGGACCAUAUCCAUGUCUCGUACGAUACGUAUAAAUAUCUAGAGGACGAUACGUCCCUGGUAUGGAAGGAGCGCAAGAUCUUUAUCAAGGGAAAGGGGGAAAUGAGAACCUAUUUGUUGGUCGACAUUUUGGACGAUGUCAAGAAAGUCCAGGAGCCCUCGGAUGUGGGCUUAUCAAGCUCCACGCUGUUUGGGAGGACGGACGAGGUGGCGGAAGAAGGUGGGCAUGUGGAGAGGCACAUGGUGGAAGGUGGACCGAUAGACAACCGUAUGGUGGAAGGUGGGUCGAUAGACAACCGCAUGGUGGAAGGUGGGUCGAUAGACAACCGCGUGGUGGAAGGUGGGUCGAUAGACAACCGCGUGGUGGAAGAUGCCCAUGUGGGGAAGCGGCGCACGGUGCAAACCUCCCAAAAGGGGGGAGAGACCCCCCGGAGGGAUGAUCUCUCCAUAGAGGAUGCAACGGAAAAGGCACACCCGAAAAAAAAGACGCAGAAGGAACGGAGACUCACAGAAAAUCCACAUAAAAUUAAAGCCCCAAGUACACUAAUUGCAGAGAUGCUGGAUGCGUAUGAGAGGGGAAGCGAUUCUUAUAGGAAGGACAACUGGUACUAUUACAACAAAGCAUACAACGCGAGUGACAGUAUGAACAGUAAUAACUUCCCUACCUACUCCAAAGCAUUUAAUGAUAGGAAGUCCAAGUAUCUUAGUCUGGAUAAGUUAAAAUUAGCAGACAGUGUGCGAAGAAACAAUUUAUACGACUUUGAAUCGCCUGUAAGUUUAAGAAAGGAAAUUAUUGGGGGGACAAACGAGUCUGAUGAAUUUUUUACAUCCCCUUAUGUAGAAGAUGAGCAUCAGGUGGAGGGUAUCAAAAAGGUGAAAAGGAGUAAAUCCAAUGUGAAAAAAAAUUCCUCCGAUUUUAUGCACCAAUUUGAUACACCAGAUGGGGCCAUAAAAAACUACAUAAAGGAGAGAAGGAACUACCAAAGGAAAUUUUACACUCCCCAUUUUUAUCUUGGAGAGAUACUUCAAAAUUCUAAUGAGUUUAAAAAGGAGGAGAGGAAGAGAAAGGGAAAGAGGGAGGAACAAGCGAGUAGACGGAAAGUCACACACGAAGAGGGAGUGUCCUACAAUUUUGUCAAUGGAAGCUUCUCAUCCAAUUGGGAAUACUCCACAGAAUCGGAGUUCUAUUUGUAUGAUGAGAAAUUAAGGCAGAGUAAAGGGUACAUAAAUUUUGACGAUCUGUUUACCAAAAUAUACAGGAAAAAGAAGAAUAUCCUCCAAGGGGAUAUUCAGCACAUUCCGAGGCAGGGAUUCCUUUUCCCAAAAAAUAAAGCAACAAAAGGAAAAAAAAAAAAAAAGAAAAAUUGAAUGAAGCAGCGUGGGGAUCAGGAGAGCCGCCCAAGAAAGUUAGCUGAAAACGAUUUGCUCAAAAAGAAAGAGGUAAAUUUUGACAGGGUGAAGCAGACAGACUGUGUAGAAUCCUCCGCUGCUGAGAUCGGAUUUGGAGGCGAAGACAAUGCGCAUAAGGGGGCCCCCCCAGGAGGGCCAAACUCUACUGCGGAGAGUGCAAAAGUUGAAAAAUCAAAACUGCAGAAGAAAAAAAUGGUGCAGAAAAAAAUAAGCUUUUACAGCUUGAAGGAUGAAAGGAGCUUGAGCUCGGGGGGCUUCGGGGGAGAGAGCUCCUGCGCUUUGAAGUCGAACGAGACGAACAGCGGUCCGAACGGGGGACCGCACAGUUGCGCAAAGAAGGAGUACUUCUUCACGUACAGCCCAGCGAUCAAAAAGAAGAAAGGCGUCUUAACGAAGGUGAAUCAGGCGUUUAAAAGGUACUUUAAGAGCAUGGACAUGAGCGAGCGGGGGAGUCCGCCUCUUCUGUCGCAUUCGCCUCGGAAUACACAUCCCCAGGAGUUGACUAGAGGAGAAGCGACCCUGCACAGAAGGGGUCCUCAAGGAAGCGAAGAACUGAUCAAGACAAGCACAACUGUGAGCAACAAAAACGCAAACUUUGCCCACAAAUUUGAUAACUAUAACAAAAAUAAGCUUCUAAAAAAACUGACAUCUACACUUCAAGUAGGGAAAAAAAAAGUGAGCAAUUUUAACAGAUUUUAUUACAAAUUUAGUGAUGAAGAGCUAGAGGAAGAAUACACACAAGGGUACUACAGAGAAAUAAUUAAUAUUGAUUUGACGAAGAAGCUAAUAAUAAUAUUUAUCAUAUCCGAAAUGAUCCUGAGCUUGUGUAAUGUGAUAGAGUUAUCCUACUAUGAACACAAACUGAAGGGAAACGAUUUUAUUGUAAUAAUUUGGCUAAUAAGGUGUAUAUAUUUAUUCAUAAUAACAUUCAUAUGGUUGUUAUUAAAGAUUAAGUUAAAGGAAUACAAAAAGAAUUCUAGCAAGAUGAUGUGGACUGUUUUUAUUUUGAAUAUUUUCCUUUCUUCAUGGUGCAUUAUCAUUAUGGACCUGUCGUGUAUCCAUUAUAGUAAUCUUGUUGGGAAUUCUAGUGACAGAUCUUUAUUUUUCAUGAAAGAUGCAACUGAGUUGAUCAUUUGCAUGCAGUUGAUAUUUAUUAAGAAUAUGUUAUUUAAACAUAAGUUUUUUUUUGUUUUUUUUUUCGUUUUCCUGAUUUAUUCCUUUUCAAAAUUAUUUAAAAUACAUUUAUGUGAAAUAAGAAUAUGUUGUAGUAUCCUUCUGAUUCUUUUUAUCAACAUUUUAUAUUUUUGGUACACUGAAUAUUUAGACAGGACACAAUUUUUAGUUAAGAGGAGAAGAAACCGGAUGGAGAAAACAUCGCAUGAUUUUUUAACUAGGAUUUUACCGAGACAAGUUUUGGAAGAGUACCAAAAUGAUAAUUUACAGUUAACUUAUAGUCAUGAAAAAAUCGCAUUUUUAUUUGCCGACAUUGUAGGGUUUACAAAGUGGAGCAAAACGGUUCCUCCUAAGGAUGUCCUAAAAUUAUUACAAAAAUUGAUAUCUAAGAUAGAUAAGGAUACUAUAAAGUUGGGAUUGUACAAACUGUUCACCAUUGGAGAUGCCUAUGUUGCUACUAGCCAACCAAACUCCUCCGUCACAGAUGAGCGUGAAGCUGUCGAUGGAAUACUAAACAUUUUUAAGCUAGCUAAAUUGAUUCUACAUAAUAUUAAUACCAUAAAAAUUCAGUUUAACAAGCAUGAUUUUAAUAUGAGAAUCGGUUUGCACUACGGAUCCUGCGUGGGGGGCAUCAUCGGGUCGGUCAGAAUCAGGUACGACAUGUGGGGUCUGGAUGUCCUGAUAGCUAACAAAAUAGAGUCUAACGGAAUUCCUGGAGAAAUUAUCUGCUCGCAGCAGUUCAAGACCUUCUUCCUGGACCACGAGCCGCAGGCGAAGCUCAACUUCUGGUACUACAAAACAAUCUACAUAAACGACAAAGACGUGAAGCUCUACGUCAUAGAGGACAAGAACUAUGAGGAGGACUAUGACCCUAAGACGAUCGACUAUGAAACGUUGUUAAAACUGCGGGAGAGAAAGGCAAAAGGAGGGCCAACCAACUACAUGGAUAAAUGA